This is a messenger RNA of Cavenderia fasciculata, 1257 nucleotides long. Its product is annotated as Non-LTR retroelement reverse transcriptase-like protein. The record is from RefSeq and is a predicted model, not a curated record. NCBI's taxonomy places the organism in Eukaryota, Evosea, Eumycetozoa, Acytosteliales, Cavenderiaceae. Bases 1 to 1257 code for a protein of 418 amino acids. The transcript is spliced from 3 exons.
AUGUCUUUAGUAUUUAUACUAUAUAGAACAUAUAUUCUCGCACAGAUCAUAUCAAGCUUUGAUGAAUUUAUGUUUGGAAACCCCUUCCCAGAUGUUGAUGAAUUGGAUUCGAAAAGACUGGCCAGAUGUCUUGGUUGGGAAAAGGGAGAAACCCAACAAUAUGCAGUACCAUUGGCAGUAUUCAGUCAAGAAGAGUUGGAGUGCCGACUGGGGUCUUAUAUUUUCCCAUUCCCUGUAGCAACGUGCACCGAAAGAUACCUUGGGUUUGGUGCCACAAGGAAUGGCAUAGAUCGACAGACCCCCAAGAUACUAAAUUCCAUUCGCUCCUCACUUGCCAAGUGGUCACCAUUCAGAGUAUCGCUGAGGGCAGCGAUGGCAAUCGUCAAAACAUACUCGCUAUCCAAGCUCACAUACUUUUUGUACAUCGAGUCACUAAAUACAGAAGAGAUUAGCGAACUGAACAGUUUAAUUAAUUGGUAUCUCUACUCGCCGUCAUCUUCUACUUACGUCAAAACAAAUAAAUACAAAAAUAGCAUAGCUCGCCCAAGAGCAGCACUACAUUGGACAAAGGGAGGCAUCGGCCUCUGGGACAUGGACGUCAGACAAGUUGCGCAAAAGGCAUGGACGAUGAAUCGUUUCCUUGCCGACCCUUCCAACAACCCCAUCUCGUACCGCAGGGUGUGGACCAACCAUAUACUCGGCGAGUACCUACGCCCAGGCACCCUCACCAACAGCUCCACAUACUUCCAAACAUGUUGGGAAGCAUGGUUACAGCUGUAUCGUGCCACGUACGACAAACCAUUCACCGAGUUUGGUCCCUAUCUUCCAAAACACAUCCCUGCCAAGGAGGGACCCGACCAGCCAAAUACACCAAUCGAAUUAAAGCAAAUCUACUCUGCUCUCCAAGCAACCAGACUACCAAAGGUCAACCAAAAGACCGUCGGUCAAAGAGAGAUCGAGGCUCUCUUUGGUACCAACAUCGAGCAAAUAUUUGCCGUCGUGGCAAGCGUCAAAUGCACGACAGCAAGAGACACCCUCUUUCGUUUCUUUGCCAGAAUAAUGAAACGUACCCCAGCUGACACCAAUACAAUAUGCUACGCAUGCCACACUGUAUUCGAUGGGGAUACACACACAUCUCCAAUCAUACACCAUUUGUUUGAAUGGGUCAGAGACAAGGCGUUAGAACCAACAGGUCGAAGUUUCGAGUCCCCCUUAGAGACCAAUCUCAAACGAUUCCGAUGGUGGCCAAUAAGUUAA